This is a messenger RNA of Theileria equi strain WA, 644 nucleotides long. RefSeq lists its product as hypothetical. The transcript is spliced from 4 exons. Lineage: Eukaryota; Apicomplexa; Aconoidasida; Piroplasmida; Theileriidae. The record is from RefSeq and is a predicted model, not a curated record. Bases 11 to 508 code for a protein of 165 amino acids.
AGUCAAUAAAAUGGCAGGAGGUUUACUUAGCACCCUCAGAUUUGGGUUUUUGACUGGAGGAGUUGGAUUGGCAUUCUCACCGUACCUCCUCAAAGUCUUUCGGCCUAGCCCAGCCGUUCUUCGUCUUAUUUUAAAUGUCUCUUGGGGCGCCGUAUUCGGAUCUCACUUUUGGUUCCUGUUUAUAUCCAAGCGCGGCAUUCCAGAUGGUGAAGGGGAUCACUUGUUAGAGAAUAAAGGAGUAACUGAUCUUUACAAGUUCCACUUUCUAUCAAUUUUGGGCAGUGGUUUGCUGCUAUUCUCCAUCUCUGGUUUGGCGCCAACAUAUCACAAAUUUAGAAUUUGUGCGUAUGUUUCACUUUGUGCCUCCAUUCUCGGUCUUGGCAUAAAGUGGCUCGAGGAUGCUGAUGACGAACCAAAGGGAAUUGCCAAGAUUCUAUCUAGAAGGGCAUUUUCAAAGUUUUUCCAACUGACAACGUUCUUAUCAGUUACCGCUUUUGCUCUCUCCUAGUUCAAAUGAGGGUACUGGAACAUACUAGCGAGUCCAACGAGGGUUUGUUUCCUGAACUCAUGGGCAUUUACUGACAAAAUACCCGAGAGUCGCGGGACAACAAACUGCUGGACAAGUGCACAUAAAAGUAUGGACA